Messenger RNA from Mizuhopecten yessoensis (Yesso scallop), 5098 nucleotides. RefSeq lists its product as uncharacterized. The coding region runs from base 1 to 4161 and encodes 1386 amino acids. The record is from RefSeq and is a predicted model, not a curated record. Gene Ontology annotation, molecular function: nucleic acid binding. Lineage: Eukaryota; Metazoa; Mollusca; Bivalvia; Pectinida; Pectinidae. The transcript has 15 exons.
AUGGGACUCAGUUCACAUAGUACUUGGGUCCAGCUGUUAGACAAGAUCGAGUUCCAUAGUUUUCUGGAGUUGGCUAAGUUUCAGGUGUUACGAAAUAGGAAGGUGUUAUUAUCAACAGUGGACUGCGAACGAGGCUUCAGUCGUCAGAACCUCAUCAAGACUGACCUCAGGAACAGCCUCAGAAGCCAGAGUCUGGAAAACCUCAUGAGGGUAUCAGUCGACCACAAAACCUCCAACAGCAGCACUUAUAUCGACUACGAUGCAGCAUCCAACCCACUCGAGUGCCAGCAUGGGGAGGAGGAGGAGGAGGUGGAGGAGGAUAUACAUACUCUUCCCUUCGAAAGGACAAACCUCAUCAAGACUGACCUCAGGAACAGCCUCAGAAGCCAGAGUCUGGAAAACCUCAUGAGGGUAUCAGUCGACCACAAAACCUCCAACAGCAGCAUUUAUAUCGACUACGAUGCAGCAUCCAACCCACUCGAGUGCCAGCAUGGGGAGGAGGAGGAGGAGGAGGAGGAGGAGGAGGAGGAUACUCCCACCGAAAGGACAGUUCAUUGUAAGUUGAGGCUGGAUUCCUUCUUGCACCGGUGUUUGAGUUCAGAAGAGGAACAAUUUAUUGAUUUUGUCCAUAAGGACAUAGAACACUUUCUUAAAUGUUACACCAAAAAGAGUGUGCUGUUGUUUCCACCACUUAGCAGUUUCCACCGACUGCUGAUCCACAAGGCCGCCGAGGAAUACAAGCAAUUGCACACCUUCUCAGUAGGUCAAGGACAGUCCAGACGUACCACUGUCUGUCUUCAGGAAGAUCUUAACAAUUACUCCCAGAAAGGAGAAGGAUUGAUGUCAUUGAAUCGGCCCCCUUCGGCUAGAGGAAGGGGGCGGGGGCGAUGGUCAAGUCCUGGGUCCGAGUUUGAUAACAAACUUCAGAAUAGACCCAGAGAUGGCCAUGGGAGGGAGGAUAGAUACAAAGAUGGCCCAAGGACGGAGGACAGACACAAUGAUCACCUGCGGACUGAGGACAGACACAGAGAUGGCCUUAGGACAGAUGACAGACAUGAACAGAAAUCCCCUAGAGGGGUCGAUGUAUCACCAAUUUCACAUGUCCCGUCAUCAAAAGGACGUGGACCAAAAACAAGAACAAGAAACAAAAGGCCAGACGCUCAGAUCUAUGUACCUAGGGGUCGAAGACAACAGCAAGUGCCUGUCAAUCAACACGAUGACACAGGAGAUAAGCAACCCCAUAACAGUGAUAUGGACAGUAGGACAGGGAUUAAAGGUCAUGGAGAGGGGGACAUGAACCUUCGUAACAGCGAUGUGGACAGUCAGACAGGGACUAUAGGUCAUGUGACAGCGGACAUGAACCUUCGUGACAGCAAUAUGGACAGUAGGACAGGGACUAGAGGUCAUGUGACAGCGGACAUGGACCUUCGUUACAGCGAUGUGGACAGUAGGACAGGGACUAUAGGUCAUGUGACAGCGGACAUGGACCUUCGUAACAGCGAUGUGGACAGUAGGACAGGGAAUAUAGGUCAUGUGACAGCGGACAUGGACCUUCGUGACAGCAAUAUGGACAGUAGGACAGGGAAUAUAGGUCAAGGUCAUGGAGAGGGGGACAUGGACCUUCGUUACAGCGAUGUGGACAAUAGGACAGAGAAUAUAGGUCAUGGGACAGGGGACAUGAACCUUUGUGACAGAGAUUUUGACAAUAGGACAGCGAGUAUGGAUCAUAGGCCAAGGGACAGAAAUCUUCUUAACAGAGACACAAACAAAAGGAUAGGGGUUAUAGAUGGUGGGGCAACCAACAGGGACCCUCAUAAGAGAGAUGAUCAUCCACCAUCUACAAAUCUACCAACAACCAAACAGGCAUCUAGGAAAUCUAGACCUCAGAACCAAGUGUAUGUACCACCGCAUCACAGGAAUCUAUUGCAAGAAACCUCUGGUUCGUCACAUCAAGAGACCUCUGGUCCGUCACAUCAAGAGACCUCUGGUCCGUCACAUCAAGAGACCUCUGGUCCGUCACAUCAAGUUACCUCUGGUCCGUCACAUCAAGAGACCUCCGGUCCAUCACAUCAAGAGACCACUGGUCCAUCACAUCAAGAGACCUCUGGUCCGUCACAUCAAGAGACCUUUGGUCCGUCACAUCAAGAGACCUCUAGUCCAUCACAUCAAGAGACCUCUCUUCCAUCACAUCAAGAUACCUCUGGUCCAUCACAUCAAGAGACCACUGGUCCAUCACAUCAAAAGACCACUGGUCCAUCACAUCAAGAGACCACUGGUCCAUCACAUCAAGAGACCUCUGGUCCGUCACAUCAAGAUACCUCUGGUCCAUCACAUCAAGAUAACUGUGAUCCAAGGACACACUGUAGAAUUCAGGACAUGGAGGCUGUUUCUGAGUUCAAAAGUGCAGAGUUUGAUAAAAGUAAAAUUAGUGGUGACCCACAUUAUAGGACAAAAAUCAAACGAGUAAAAUUGAGCAACUCCCUCAGUAAGUUAAAAAGUGGAGAUGACACGGAGAGAGAACAGAAAAGUGCUAAUACCUCAUCAGAUAUUCAUAUUGAACAGUGGAGUUUAUCAAGUGAUCCUAGCCCUAGUCUACCUGGAAUACAAGAUCUGUCCCCUAGUGAAUCAGAUAUACAUAUGCCUGGCCCUAGUGAAUCAGAUAUACAUGAUCUGGCCCGAAGUGAAUCAGAUAUACAUAUGCCAGACCCUAGUGAAUCAGAUGUACAUAUACCAGGCCCUAAUGAAUCAGAUAUACAUAUGCCUGGCCCUUGUGAAUCACAUGUACAUUUGCCAGUCCCUAAUGAAUCAGAUAUACAGGAUCCUGGCCCUAAUGAAUCGGAUAUACAUGAUCUGGUCCCAAAUAAAUCAGAAAUACAUAAGCCUGGCCCUAGUGAAUCAAAUAUACCUAUGCCAGGCUCUGGUGAUUCAGAUACACAAGUUCCAGCCAAAUUGGACAUUCUAUCUUGUGAUGAUCACUCUGGUUUCGUCAGUGGACAUGGUGAUCAAAGAUAUUCCCAUGGUGCUAAGGUUGACCCUGGUGACUGUACUAGUUGUGACAAAGGUGAAGUCCAGCCCUCCACCACCAACCCUGAUACAUCUACAGACAUCACAAACAUAGACAAGGCAUCUGAACAAGAAGCUUGUUCUCAGUCAAACGAAUCAUGUCAGCCAUUGGAUGAGAGGGAUUCAGGGACGUUAGAAAGAAGUAUUAGCAACAAUGAGUCAUCUACCAGUACCAAGUCUGAUCAAACAUUAACGGCCGUGCAGGAAUAUGAGAAUGACGGUGAUCACCAACAAACUGUGGUAGAAACAAGCGCCACUGAAAAUGUUAGUACAAUCAAAACAGAUAAUCAUGGUAAGGAAGAGCAAAUACAAGAUUCUUCUGACCAAGUGGAUGUAGCUACAGUUUUCAAUCGUGAUUGUGUUGAUAAGGUGUCCAGUACAAGGUGCUGCACAGACAACCAGACUGAUGGACCGGAAUGCAUGGAUGUAGAUAGUGAACUUUGCAGUGAUGAUGAGGAGAAAGAGGAAGAGGAAGAUUCCUGGGACAAGAUUUUCGAUGAUGAGGGAGAAUGCCUUGAUCCUGAUGCCUUGGAAGAGUUAACAUCUGCGAUUGGAAAAGUCAAAAUUAAAAAACCUGUGAUUGAUUACCUUGCCUUCAAACCACGAGAGCCGGACCUCAGUCGGGAGGAUUUGGGUCAUGUGGUCGAGAUAUAUGACUUCUCAGCAGAGUUAAAAACUGAGGACUUGAUGUCAGCAUUCCAGCAGUUUAAGAGCAAAGGCUUUGACAUCAAAUGGGUGGAUGAUACUCAUGCGCUGGGAGUGUUUAACAGUGUGAUAGCAGCCCAAAGUGCCCUGACUCUGAGUCACCCCUUGCUGAAGGUCAGGGCAAUGUCUGAAGCAGCUAGACAGAGCAAGGAAAAAGCUAAGCGAAGUGUUGAGUUCCUGCUUCCUUACAAAGCACGCCCAGAGACAUCUGUUAUGACUGCUCGGCGACUGGUGACGGGGGCCCUGGGGCUGGCCCCUAAGGUGUCCCGAGAGCAGAGGGACCUAGAACGUCAGAAGCUUCGACAGGCCAAAGAAAAGAAGAAGCUGAUGAAGAAACAAAUAGAUGGUAUAUGGGAAGGAACAUACACAUGGGGUAAUUCGGAAACAUCCUGAUGGAAUUUCUCACUGACAAGUGCCUAUUAAACACGGUCGAUUGUCAGCUUGGCCAAGCAAUGAAGUGCCCUUCUAUCCUCUGCCUGAAAACUUAAGAUAUUUUUAAAUAACUUUAUAAAAUUUGAUAUUGUCACACAAUACCUAAAAAUAAUGAUGUGCAAUUGAGCAAAUUUAAAAUUGAAAUAAAUCAAAAGAAACAACAUCAUUAUCAUCAGAUCAGUUUAGACACAUUCUAGAAAUACAUCUAUGAUGUGGCUAGGAAGAGAGGUGAUUUGGUGACCCUAUAUGGCUAGAGAUUAAGUAACAGGUGCUGGAAGAAACAUCACACAUGAAGUGCUAACAGUCUAUGUGUUACAGUAGGAGCUCCUGCUUUUGGAGGUCUGGAGCAAGAUUGAUUCAAGGUGAAUGUCUUUCUUUACUGAGAGAGGGAGUAUCCCUAAUUUGGUUCAAAGGAUAACUGAACCAUAGGAACAGUGUAUAAGUAAGAAAUACAAUACUGUUAGCAGAGGGCCCUCUCAAGUUAAAGUAAAUAAAUCGUAAAGAAUCGCUCAAAAUUACAAAAUGUUUGGACUACGGCUAUCAUUGCAAAGAUGAAAUAUCGUCAUUAUUGGACUAUACGGCUAUCAUUGAAAAGAUGAAAUAUCGUCAUUUUAUGUGCACAUGCAGCAAGUUUGAUAUAAAUUGUAGAUUAUUUAUGAGAUAUUUAUUUUUGCAUAAAAUUAAACAUCAAUCAUGAAUUUAAGUAUCAAACAAACAAUAUGUAAGAUGUAUAAUGUACUCAGUAAAUAAAUUAAUGUUCUCACUGAUAAGGACCGAAAGAUUAGUUCACAAAGUGCUAGUAAUCUACAGUAUAUAUAAGUAUAAUUAUAUAAUAGUUGGCAUGAUAUACAUACAUUUUGCUAUAUUUAUUGUUUUUGAAUAAACAUGAAAUGCUGUC